CUUUAAGAUCGCUUAAGACGUAAACGAAAAAUGAAAUUUUCUGAAAACUGAAAUUACCAAAACAGACCAAGAUCUAUUUUGAAGAUAGAUAUUUCUUAAAUAUGAUUUCCUGAUGCAGACUGUAAUGGAUACAGUGAUGAAGAUCUUAUAUAAACGAAGUGGUAGCACGACUGGCAGUGCAGGUGGUGAUUACAGACGCAGUACUAGUGCUGGUAGUGAUGGGGACUCUUCAGGUGUGUUGAGUGGAACCACAAUCAACAUGUCCAACUCCUCAACUAUUACCAAUGGUUCAUGUAACAGGUUGAUCAACACCGGUGACACUGUGGAGAUCAUUAAUAGUGCAGCGCCUAUAUUAGGAGAGGUUAAAGUUCAAAUCUACAAUGACACCAUUGAUGAUUCUUCUGUUUCUUUUAGUUGUUAUGACACUUGUGAAGACAUUUGCCUAUCUCUUGCCAAAAGACUAGGUAUCACACCAACAAUGUUAAAUUGCUUUGGUCUGGGUAUUCUGGAUGUGACACUAAAGAAGCAUUACUGGAUUGCUCCGAAGCAGAAACCUAGUGAUAUCUGUUACAAUAUGAUGCAAACUCAAGAAUAUAAAGUGUUCUUUAGAAUGAGGUUUUUUCCAGAACAAUCCAAAUGCAGACAGCUCGAUGAGGUGGAUCCUAGAUGCCUAGAAUACCUGACUUGGCAAGUGAAGUGGGACUUUCUUCAUAGUAUUUCAUCAUGUAAUUGGGAAGAGUCUAAAACAGAUGAAGCAAGGGGCUUUAGUUGCAUGCUUAUCCUGUUGGCACUUCGUUUACACUCUGAAAAAGAAAAUUGUACUGAAAAUUUGAAAAAUUACAUGAAGAAAAGAGACCUAGACAACUUCUUACCUGUGCCUUUGAGGAAGAAAUUGGUUGAGGGAAAAGUUCUUAAAAACAACAUGUUGAAGAAAGUUGAAGAACUUCAAAGAACACAUCCUGUGGAACAUUGUGACUCGUAUUAUAUCAUGAAAUGGUGCCUGCAGGUUGCUAUGAAACAAAACAAGUCCUAUAAAACAGAAACAUUUGUGGCAUAUGACCUUGAUAUUGAUAAUGAAGAAUUUGAGCCUAUAGAUGGGGACGAACCACCAUCACAAAUUGCAGAGAAACAGGAGUUAAUGAUCACUAUUAGGAUAGACAAGUCCAAGCCAACAUUGACAGUGAUGGAGAUGAAUGAGAGACGUAUGCAUACAAUUGAUUGUUAUGUUGAAAAUGUUUCCAAGCUGGAAAUUUGUCCCACUGAUCUUGAUGGAGUAACCUGGUGGAGGGUACAUAUAUUCAGGCAAGAUGGUCACCCUGAGAUGUUGUAUUUUGAUGAUAGUAAGGAAGCCUAUUCCUUUGCAACGUGUGUAGAGUGUUACAACCGUCUAACUGUUGACUAUUAUGACACUGUGUGUACAGAACUGGUACCAUCACUAUUUAAUGAGCUCAAUACAUUGCGAGCACAUGGACCUGUGAGGGAUGAGUUUGUGAAGAAAAAAUUGCUGAAGAAGAACAGUAAAGACCUGUAUAUACUGCGAUUAAAUCUCAAAUAUUAUGACCAGUAUGAUGUUCUUUACCUACCCAGUAUCACCAUUAAUACUAAACUGAAGAAAGUUACUUUACCUAAGAUAGUACGUGUAGAAGAUGGAUAUACUGUAGACGGUUCCGGGAGGCAACCACAGGAUAUAAAAUUUCUGAUGAAUGACCUGGUUAGGGAAGCUAACCUGUUUCCUUCAACUUGUUUGAGGAUCAAACCACAGUCAGAGGGGUGUGAUUUAUUGCACAGUUUUAUAUUGGGCAAGGAACCAGUUGAUGUACAUGAUGAAGAUGAGGAGAAAAGAGAGAAAAGAAAAAUUGAGAACCAGCCUAAAGUAUAUAACAGGAAUGAUUUGAAGUUACAGUCAAUGCUAGGUCAAGGGCAUUUUACCGAGGUUUACAGAGGUUUGUUGUUAGAACAGCAUCAUGUUAUCAUUAAAAAGAUGAGAGUUAAAGACAUUGAAGAUGGUGACUUCAGACUUGUACAAGAGGCCUUUAGUGAAGGUAUAGAUAAGCUAGUGGCAUUAGCUGACUACCAGUACUUUGUGGCUUAUAUGGGGAUGAGUAUGACCCCGGAUGUUUGUAUGAUAUUGAAGGGAACCAGUCAUGGAAGUUUACAGCAGUUCUUACAAAGCAGGGAUCCAACCCUUCCCAUGCUGUCAUUACAUCAUCUGUUAGAUGCAAAUAUACAAGUUGCCUCAGCUUUAGUUUAUAUGGUAAAUAUACCUUAUAAGUACUUUUUUCUGCGGGAACUUUAUUUCCGCUAUUUCUGCGGUUUAUAAUGACACCGCAGAUUUAAAAACCACAGAAAAUUAAGCCUUUCGCUAUGUCUACAUGUAUGUCGGAAUAUGUCACCUACCUGUAUUGUAUAAUUACAUUACCAUUGCCGUUAUCAGCUUUUGUAGAUGGGAAUAAUUUUUUCUUUAUGUAUCCGUCAUGAAUAAAAUAAUAGAAAAAAAAGUUACUUUACUUGUUCUUUUUGUUUAAAAAAAUAUCAUGUUUGUAUGAUUUUCGCUCACCCUAAGCUUGAUUUAUUUUUAAAAUAAAACUUUUAU
Molecule: messenger RNA, 2593 nt
Organism: Ruditapes philippinarum (Manila clam)
Lineage: Eukaryota; Metazoa; Mollusca; Bivalvia; Venerida; Veneridae
Product: tyrosine-protein kinase JAK2-like
Exons: 9
Coding region: 113-2320 (735 amino acids)
Biological process (GO): intracellular signal transduction; peptidyl-tyrosine phosphorylation; cell differentiation
Cellular component (GO): cytoskeleton; cytosol
Molecular function (GO): non-membrane spanning protein tyrosine kinase activity; cytokine receptor binding; ATP binding
Source: RefSeq, a predicted model, not a curated record